CGUGCGAUUGUGUUGUGAUUGCUAGGCUUUGGACUCAUAGGCGACGAACUCGAGGACUGGGGUGAAGUGCUUUUUUUCAUUUUUGGAAUAAUGAUGAAGUUGUUGUAACUUGCUGCGAGAUUGGUGAACGUGCAUUGUGCAAUACUGUCUUGUGACCUGAGUGAAUUCAGUGGAAGCUGUUAACAGCUGAUUACCGGAUAAGUUUCAGCUCUGUAUUGACCUCGAACGGAAACUGGUGACUGCUCGUUCUGGCCGAGUUCCGGUUUCGAUAGUAAAGCAGAACUUGGAGUGUGGCCUGUAAAUUUGUCACUUCACCACCAUUUCGAUAUGACAGUGCCGUGAGUUCAAAUCUUGUGGUCCCCAGCAGCACCAGCGCAGCGCAGUGGCAGCAGUGUAAAGUAAUAGGCACAGGCUGUGGAAUGAGGCGCGAAGGGGGGCAGCUCGGCUAGCUGCAAGAAGGUGGUGAAAUCGAUAUUGUGCAAUUGCGAUCGAUGGUUGUUUUCUUUCGUUUCUGUACUUUGCGCCUGGCGAUGCACAAGGAAAGCAUAAGGGAAGAAAAUGUGAAAAUUGUUAUUUGAUCGGUUAGUGAUUUUUGUGCGUGUAUUGUAGUUAUCAAGGCAAGGUGCGAGAAAAUGGUAAAAUUUAAUUGCUAUUAAGGCAUGUGAAUCCAUGUUGGCAGAUUGCAUCUCCGAGGAAAAAAUCAAGGAAGCGUAAAUUAACCACCAGAAAUCCCAAGUGCACUGAAAGAAACACAUACUCGAAAUCCAUGAUCGCAAACAUUGUGCAGUUUUUCGAUUUGUUUUGAGCGUUGAAGUGCUACGUUAGGAAGAAGAAGAGAGGAAGAUAGUGAGCGGGAGGAAAAACUACUUACCGACGAGAUGGGGCACUUUGAAUGCAAAUCGGUUGCAUACAUAUGCAUUCUGUUGCUGAAUGUAGGAUUACAGUUGCAGCAAUCGUCAGCACAGCAAAGCAACUUCUUUUUCACCCAACCGCAGCGUGGCUUCGUGCCGUCGUUCGAAAACCCUCGGAACGGGUUUUUUCCUUCGGCCAUUCAGCGAAAUCAACCACCCGACUCGUACCAGGAGCAAACGCUGUUCGUCGGCAAUGGGCCUGGCAGCAGCAGCAGCAGCAGCGGUGGCCACCAUCGUCAACCGUCCAGCCGUGGAGUGGCCACCGGUAGUGCGGGAGAUUCCAGCGGAGAUGACACCAGCGGUCAACUGCCAUCGCGUAACGGUGUAACACCGACGUACUUUCAGUUCACCUACACGACACCAAGAAACCAGGAUAUUUUUGAAAUAUCACCUCGUCCGUUCUCGGUGACCCCUCAGCCGAACUCGGGCUUCCAGUUCUCGCGAGGAUCGAUACGCAAUUCCGACUAUUUCGUUGCACCGGCUUUGCCCAGUUCGUCAAGAGGCGGAGGACUUAGCGGCAGCGGAAGUAGCCACAGCUAUCGUCAAACCCAGCGGAAGAGUCCUUUCAGCAGCAGUGCCACCGGAACGAGUCUGACCGGCGUCGAUUCGCUUUCGACCGAAGGACCACAGCGUCCCCUGUCGGCGGAAACGGGCGGCAGACGUGACCAGCCGCAGUCGCUAACGUACCUCUCGAACCGCGCGCGACCAUUCGGCAACGAGGAUUCACAAUCGCCAUCGCCACCGCGGAGCUUCCUGGGUUCGACGGCGGCACAACAAAGACAGCAGGGCCAGACUAGUUCGACGCGGCAAUCGCCGUCGGCAGUGCGGAACGGUUUCCGCCCGAAGACGGAAGAUCAGUCCGGUGCUGUUCAGCAGCAGAAUGAAACAAACAACGGCGGGAGCAGCACCGGUAGCAGCAGCAGCAGCAGCAGUAGCAGGUACAGCAGCAAAACCACUUUGAAGCCCAAUCGAUAUCGAUCUACGACCACGGCGGAACCGGUUACCGCCAAAAGCACAACCGUUGAGAGCGUCGCGUUGAGGAAUCGAUUUCCCGGACGGACCGCGGCACCGAACCCUUUCCGCCAGUCUUUCGAUUCCAAACGAGUAAUUGCAUCGAAUACAGCGAGCACAUCGCGCGGCACCUUCGUCAAUUCGAUUAAAACGAAAACGUCCACAUCCACAACGACAACAACGACAUCGACGACGACAGCGAAAUCACCGGCUUCGCAUUCCCGUUUCAUUCACCUGCCAGCGCGUCCCGUCAUUCCUUCGAUUAACAUCACCCACAACGGUUCGGCGAAGUCGGCCGAAGUGAUCUAUGAUUACGACGACUACGUGGAGGACGCCAAGGAUAGUAACGAUUUUACCGAUGAGCAGCAAGAAAUCGUGGAUCUCAAAUCUACUGCAGUGAAAAAUAGUUCGACCAGCUCUGGAAGAGAGGAAAAGAAACUGUUCUCGAGUAGCACUACCAAUGCCCCGACAAGCACAACCGGAAAACAAUUCGAGAAUGAAGAACGAGGGGGUAGUUUGAACAACAUAAACGAAAAUGAGUAUUAUGACUUGAUACGGGAAGGCGACGGACGAAAUAAUGAGGAGAAGAUCGAGGAUCAUACGGUUAUCCUGACGGACAACUUUUACUUGCCCAACUCAGGAUCAGAAGAAGUGGCUGAUGAGGAACUUGAAGAGGAAGGAGAAGAACUGGAAGGUGAAACCGAACAGCCCAAAAAGGAAGCGCCUCCUGUAGCCCCUGUGCAGCAAGACCAAAACAAGGAGGUUGUUGAAGCGGUGUAUGACGACGAUUACAUUUACGAAGACGAAGAGCCCGUUGUUAGUACUACGGCGCAAGCGGAAGUAAAACCAACAACCCCUGCUAAGAAAGAAUUACUAGAUGAUAUUGAUACGUUGAUUUAUUCAGAAGAAGAUGCUAAGGAUGAAUCGUCCGCUAACCAAUCCUCCGAGACUGCGACGACUCGCGCAACACCGGUAGAAACCAGUUCAACGACAACCGCUGCGACACCGAUUGUAAGCUCGGAAUCCACCAGUCAGGAGAUAAGUACGACUACAGAACGAACUUUAAAUAGCUCAUUGGAAACGGAAGUGACCUCCAAUGCCACCACUGAAAGUUGGGUCGUCAUUGCAUCUGUUCAAACUAGCAGAAGUGUGUCUGGAGCACGUUUUUUGCCAUUCCCACAAGUAGAACAGGAUGAGAAAAAACAAAGUUUAUCGGAAUUGGAUGCGAAAAACAGCAAUGAAAGUGACGAACCGGAUGUGACGACGGCAAGUAGUCAGGAGGUGGAGAAAACAACUGUUUCACCACAGGAAACGGUUUUAUCGGUUACGGAUGAUAUCGAUACACCCACCACUGAGAAGACGCUCAGUUCUUUGUCCACAGAGAGUAUUAUAGAUAAAUUGGACCGAGUACAGUCGGAAUUGUCUAGCGGCGUUUUGACUGGAAAAUUCCCGGUGCUGAAAGAAAUGGUAACUGAAGAUUCCAGAGUUCCCACUUCUUCGUCGCUACCAUCGGUUGUCAUCCGUAAAUUCCAACCUAGAGUUAUUACCACCAAGAAACCUCGUCCAGCCUUAACGACUUCACAAAGGCCACCAACAAGCACAGAAAAUCUAGCCAAGAAGAUUAAUUUUGAAGCCAUUGCUGUGGAUGAUCUAUCGUUCCUAUUACCGGCCGAUUACAAACAGAAAAAUGCUUAUAAAGUGAAGAAGUUCGGUGCAAGCAGUACAACUCACGAACCACUGGCAGUUGCCAAGGACGUGCUGAACGAAGAACCUCUGAAACCAGAGUAUGGUCGUUUCCGUCCUGCAAACAUUAGCAGAUCGUACAAAAGCAACGCUCCAGUUCAAGAAUUGAGCUCCUUAUUUCCAAAAGAUUAUCGGACAAAUCGAACGGAGGAGGAGCUUAAAACAACAAACAACCUCAAAGAACUGAUAAGUAAGAUUAAAGUUAACGAUAGAUCAAAUACGACUUUGGAUGUCCUGAAAAAAGCACAACCGGUAGAUAUCAGUUCAUUUUUACCACCUGGCUAUAAGCCACCUGCUGAGUCGGGCCCUAGUACAAAGGCUCCGAUGGCUGCUGUCAUCGAAGAUGAAGUAAGUAAGUUGCUUCCUCCAGGGUACAAAUCGUUCAAGACUACUAAGAAACCCACGACCACAACGGUUUCGCCGACUAUCGUAGAUGAUGUUAGUAAGUUCCUUCCACCUGGUUACAAACCUCCAAAGAGCGACUCCAAGUUUGUGUUCAACGACAACAUAAGUAAGUUUUUACCACCGGGUUAUAAACCACCGAAAUCUGAAACAAGCACAAGCAGCACGCCUGUGUUCAACGAUGAUGUUAGCAAAUUUCUUCCGCCCGGAUACAAACCACCAGCGGAAGAAAAACCGGAGCCUGAAGUAAUCGAUCCUUCUACUUUGUUAAGCAAGAUCAAAUUCAAGGAUGCUUCGGCCUUGCUUCCAACCGGUUUUAAUGAGUCUAAACCGGAAUCGAGCACUAGUAGCAAUCCAGCCGCAGGUGGCGAUAAAAGCUUCAAGGUCGUAUUUCCUAGUCGACCUGGCAUAAAGAAACCAGGAACGGGACGUUCAACAACUGCUAAACCUCUGCAUGCCGAAGGUCCUCCUACGCCUGAUAUACUUAUUCGCAAAGGACCUCCGACGCGUGCCACAACCGAAUUUACCGGUUGGCCAACACCAUCAACGACGCCACUGUCAAUUGAGAAGUUGUUGGAAAGACAAAAGCAGCAAGAGCUGUUGGAAAAAUUACUCGAACCACCCAGUACUACGACGACUACUACAACCACAACCACCACGACUACUACAACGCCCAGACCAACGGAACCAGGCCUGUGUCACACGGAGUGUGACCUAGCUGGAACGAUACGCAUUGUAGACGGUGUUAACUGGGUGCCGGAGCUGUUGGAUCACAAUACCGCCGAAUGGAAACAGUUAGCAAAGGACGUCGAAGCUCAGCUGAAUGAAGUCUACAGUAGAGCGCAAAAUCUGAGCAAAUGGUACAAAAAGGUGCGAAUCGAUAGUUUCAGCAAAGGAAGCGUCCUGGUGGAUUAUUUCGUGGAACUGAAAGAUCUGACACAAGAUGUCAACACGUUGGAAAUCAAAAGACUAUUCCACGAGGCGCUCACACCGGCCCCAGUGGUAACGACAACCACUCCUGAGCCAAGUACCGAGCUGGACGACGCAGACGACGACCUGAAGGUGCUAGGAGUGCAAACUAAAGAGAAUUUGCAAGAGGCGGUACCUCAUGUUAAGGAGGUAUUCCUGCUAGGUAAAUUCAAGGUUGAUCCAGUUUCGACAGAUUUUACUGUCAUUCCGAAACAGAUUCUCCCGACGGUAACUGCUGAGGAGGAAGAUUUGCUUCUACCGCAGUGGGCAAUAGCCGUUAUCGUGAUUGGACUGGCAUCACUUCUUUUUGUUGUCAUUUUCGGCGUCUCCGUGCUAAUCAACCGCCAAAAGGCAGCUAAAAAGAAGGCCCCAACGCCUCUGACGGCAGACAUGUUGAACGAGCUGAAUAAGAACCACAUGGGAGGAAUCGAUAAUUUCGGAUCAGAAGACUUGUACAAUCUGGACGACAACUGGGACGAUCAUGAGCAUGACGUAAAACCAAAGCGCUUCUCCAACUCCAUGCAUGGCAGCAGUGCGUCCAACAUCUAUGAUAGUUGGCGCUCGCAGCGCCAUCCCGAUUACUACUACGACGAUUACGGCCUCAAGGGUUCGCAUUAUCCGCCGACGGCUAGCCACCAUCACCAUCAUCGGUUACACGACCCGGCUUUCAUGAUGCACGAACCGCCACCACCGCCGGUGAUGGCACUAUACCCGCCGUAUCACCAUGCGCCGGCACCUCCAAGUGGCCACUAUAACACCAACUCGCGGCGGUACUACCGAGAUUAUGAUCCCAAUUUUUAAUGGGCUUCGCUAUUCCCGCUUUGGUCAUCUCCUCGUCAUCCUUUCAGUAGUGCUCUGUUAUUUACCCGUCAUUCCAUCGUCCCUUCGUUUUUUUCCUUUCGAAUUUACUCUGAGCCAGGACCCCGGCUCGGACUGUCAGUGCUGUAGUUCCAUAGGUACUCCUCUUCCUCACUUUACGUGUCCAGUAAGGCUUUAUUAUUUAGUAGGAUAUUUUCCAAUGUAAAUAAAUUAUUUAUUUUGUAAAAAUGGACAGAAUUUCCA
This is a messenger RNA of Sabethes cyaneus, 6098 nucleotides long. RefSeq names its product mucin-5AC. The transcript is spliced from 9 exons. NCBI's taxonomy places the organism in Eukaryota, Metazoa, Arthropoda, Insecta, Diptera, Culicidae. Bases 879 to 5837 code for a protein of 1652 amino acids. The record is from RefSeq and is a predicted model, not a curated record.